CCCUAUGAUGCAUGCGGAAGUAGAAACCACUCUAAGAUCGGAAACACAGUUAGCUACUGCUGGAAGAAUGGAUACGCUAAUUUUGGAGCCUUCGCUGUACACCGUGAAAGCCGUCUUAAUUAUGGACAACGAUGGAGAAAGACUCUAUGCCAAGUAUUACGAUGACACUUACCCUACAGUUAAAGAGCAGAAAGCCUUUGAGAAGAACAUCUUCAACAAGACACACAGAACAGACAGUGAAAUCGCCUUGCUUGAAGGCCUUACUGUCGUCUACAAGAGCAACAUCGAUCUGUAUUUCUACGUCAUCGGUAGUUCGCAUGAAAACGAGUUAAUGCUCAUGGCCGUGUUGAACUGUUUGUUUGACUCUCUCAGUCAAAUGCUGAGGAAAAAUGUGGAGAAGAGAGCCUUACUUGAAAAUAUGGAGGGCCUUUUCUUAGCCGUGGAUGAAAUUGUAGACGGAGGUGUUAUCCUGGAGAGCGACCCCCAGCAGGUUGUACACCGAGUGGCCCUGAGGGGUGAUGACGUGCCUCUGACAGAACAGACAGUCACUCAGGUGUUGCAGUCAGCCAAAGAGCAGAUCAAAUGGUCUCUCCUACGAUAGAUCUCACCUGCUCCUUUCUUCCACCAAGACGACGGUGCAUUCAUCCUCAUCACUUCCUGUCAUUACUGUUGCCUUUUUACCCCCCCCCCCUCGCCCCCCUUGCUGUGAGAUUGUAGGCUAUCCUAAAGGACAAAAACAAACAUUGAACACUCUUUGUACACCUUAAGAUAGGAACAAAUAGAGUCAUAAUGUUUUAUGCAAACUUGGGUUCGGUUAUCACGUUAAAGUGCUGCAGAUACAGCGUGACGACACCGUCGUCGUCACGUGAACCAUUUUUCUUUAGUAAUCUAGCCGAAAAGCAAGUUAACGUCUGCAUUUCUGCGGAAACUUUCUAAUUAUUCCAUCCCGAGAGUGUGUUUGAGGAAAUAUCACACACACGAGGCUGUGUAAGAGACAAAUGUGAUUCAAGUACAUUCCAGUGAUCAACACUUCCUGCUGUUUUCCAUGUCCAUGUUUAUGAUUGAAAUAAAAAUGACUGUUUCAUCAUUGCGGCAGUA
Clarias gariepinus (North African catfish) is the source of this 1098-nucleotide messenger RNA. RefSeq names its product COPI coat complex subunit zeta 1 (gene copz1). The transcript is spliced from 9 exons. The record is from RefSeq and is a predicted model, not a curated record. Gene Ontology annotation, biological process: retrograde vesicle-mediated transport, Golgi to endoplasmic reticulum; intra-Golgi vesicle-mediated transport; intracellular protein transport. Lineage: Eukaryota; Metazoa; Chordata; Actinopteri; Siluriformes; Clariidae. Gene Ontology annotation, cellular component: COPI vesicle coat. The coding region runs from base 5 to 601 and encodes 198 amino acids.